GAUCAUUUUUUUCUUUUCAAAAUUUGAAUUUCAGAAACUCCACUCCACUCCACUCCACUCCACUCGGCGCCUCUUUCUCUCUCCUCAUCAUCUGUUUCAAUCUAGGUUUUGGAAAGUUGAGCUAUUGCUAAGUUCUUUGAUUCAGUGACAAUCUCAGUCACCGUCGCAAUCACGAUCACGAUCACGUAUCCUACCUUUUGUUUCCAACAAUGGCGGCAGAUGGUUGUGAGGUGAUGGAUCCAGAGUCGCAAUUUCUGCUCGAAAUGCAUUUGAAAUCAAAAAGACCUCAUGAAGACAUUGAUGAAGAAGAUGAAUUUGAAUGGGAUAAUUACAAGGAAAAUGUUCGGCCACUGAAGAGAGGUCGUAACAUCAAGCUCUUGAAUCAAUCGCUAAAAUCUCAAUCCAAUCUUCCCCUCAAGCACUCUCUCCUCCUUACUCGAAGGAAGUUAAUUGCGGCCAUUGACGAUUACGUUGGCGAUGAUCCUCUUCAACCCUGGCUUCAGUGCAUUAAGUGGGUUCAAGAAUCUUUUCCAGCUGCCGGAGAUUCCUCCGGUCUACUUGUUAUUUACGAGCAGUGCGUUCGUACAUUUUGGCAUGAUGAUCGCUACCGAGACGAUCUCCGUUACCUUAAAGUCUGGCUUGAAUACGCUGAAAAUUGUGCGGAUGCUGAAGUAAUAUAUAAAUUUCUGGAUGCCAACAAUAUUGGCCAAUCUCAUUCUGCAUACUAUAUAUCUUGUGCUUUGCAUAUGGAAUCCAAACACAAGAUCAGAACUGCUAAUGAAGUUUUCAACCGAGGCCUGUCAAUAAAUGCUCAACCUCAAGAAAAGUUGGAAGCAGCUUACAGGAAAUUUCUUGCUCGCUCGGUGGGGAGAUCUAAAACCACCACUGAUGAUGAUGUAACAGAGAAUAAUCUAUCAAUUCGAAGCUUUGGCACUGUGCUUUCUGCAGGAGAAAAUGGAAGACACCAUAAGGAAGUUUCAGAUAUUGCCAGGAAAAGUACCAAGGGAAAUAGGGGCGAGCGACUUCCUUUUUCUGUCUAUAAGGAUACAAAUGUUGAGAAUAACUCUAGAUAUCAGGUAGAUCUAUCAAAAGUAGGAUCAAAACCGUGGGAUAGUCUUGCCUCUCACAAAGAUAGAAACAAAGAGAACAAAGCAAUCCCUGCAAAGUGGACAUCAUUUAAGGUUCUGGAGAGGCCCGGCAGUAGACUUGGAAGAGUUGUCACUCCUGCGAUUGAGGUGUUUGUAGAUGAGGAAUGUUCUGUAGUGCAUCAAACUGGUGAUUCUCAAAACAUCUCUAAGGCACUACUUAAGGAGAGGGAUGAAGAUAACUUUAAAAGGGAAACUGAAUUACUCAAGGAAAAUCCGCUGCGCAACUUCCCCGCUAGCAGUUUUCCUCGAUGACAUGUAGAAUUCGAAGAACGGAUCAGCUUUUUCUGAAAAACACUUCCAAUUUAUAGGGGGCAAUCGUGCAUCUCUUUCUGUAUUCCACAGCAAGACAUUUUCUAUUUGUUUUUUCGAUGUUCUUAGAUAUAUUGGUGUAAUGUGCAUUCAGUUUGUCCCAAGGCUUGUAUUCAUCCCCUUUGUACCAAGAAUAUCUUGUAUCUCUAUCUGUAUUCCACAGCAAGACAUUCUCUAUUUGUUUUUUCAAGGUUCUUAGAUAUAGUGGUGCAAUGUGCACCCAGUUUGUACCAAGGCUUGUAUUCAUUUCCUUUGUACCCAGAAAAUCAUAUCCGCUUCAAAUUGCCUCUUUUAA
This is a messenger RNA of Beta vulgaris subsp. vulgaris (sugar beet), 1752 nucleotides long. RefSeq names its product mitotic spindle checkpoint protein BUBR1. Gene Ontology annotation, biological process: meiotic sister chromatid cohesion, centromeric; mitotic spindle assembly checkpoint signaling. The record is from RefSeq and is a predicted model, not a curated record. The transcript is spliced from 11 exons. Lineage: Eukaryota; Viridiplantae; Streptophyta; Magnoliopsida; Caryophyllales; Amaranthaceae. Gene Ontology annotation, molecular function: protein kinase activity. Bases 210 to 1400 code for a protein of 396 amino acids.